AUGAAUUUGGAGGAAUACUUUGAAAGAAUUGGUUUCCAUGGCUCUUUUGAUGAACUGGAUCUAGCAACAUUGAAGUUGAUCCACAAACGGCACGUCAUGUCAAUCCCAUUUGAAAACCUCAGCAUGCACUGUGGUGAGAGCAACAUCAUGGACCUUGAUGCCACUUUCAACAAGAUAGUGAGGAGCAGACGUGGAGGCUGGUGCCUGGAGAACAACUUCCUGUUUGGCUGGGUGCUGAGAGAAAUGGGCUACGACACUGCAACGUUGGGCUCCAGAGUUUUUAACAGUUUUCUCAAUGAUUUUGGCCCUUUUGAGUCCCAUUUAAUCAAUAAGGUUGUUAUUGAUGGAAAUGCCUAUAUAACAGAUGUAAGUUUUGGUGUGUCUUUCCAAGUGUGGGAGCCCCUGGAGCUCGUCUCUGGAAAAGACCAACCUCAGGCAGCGGGUGUCUUUCGCCUCACAGACAACGGGGACAUCUGGGUGCUGGAGAAAACAGGUAGAAAUCCAGAGGUUCUCAAUCCAGAGUUUGCCAAAUCAAGUCUGGUGAACAGAAAAGAAAAUAAUCUGAUCUACUGCUUCUCCUUGGUGCCUCGUGAGGCCGAACAUUUCCUUGAGAUAAACAACAAACUCCAGACGGAGACGUCACUGUUCACCAAUAAGUCCAUCUGCUCUUUGCAAACACCAACAGGAUUCAGAGCCCUGAUUGGCUGGACCUACGUUGACGCCACCUACAAACCCGACGAAGGAGUUGACGUCUUAGACAUAAGAAACAUAGCAGAGGAGGAAUUGGAGCAAAUUCUUUGUGAAAAGUUCAACGUAAAGCUGAAGAACAAAUUGCAGCCUCUCAACAACAAGUCAUUUUACACAUUUUGA
Molecule: messenger RNA, 870 nt
Organism: Pseudoliparis swirei
Lineage: Eukaryota; Metazoa; Chordata; Actinopteri; Perciformes; Liparidae
Product: arylamine N-acetyltransferase, pineal gland isozyme NAT-10-like
Exons: 1
Coding region: 1-870 (289 amino acids)
Molecular function (GO): acetyltransferase activity
Source: RefSeq, a predicted model, not a curated record